AUCCGCCCCGCCUAUUACGACGGCGCGUCGCCCUGCCUGAGGCUGCCAACGCAUCUGCCUACAAGUCUAUCUUCUCCCGAAAAUAUUUGCAACCUCUCGUCUCUUCCAACGCCCGGAUGACGACCGUCCAACUCCAGCGCCGGUACUCCUUCACCAGCAGCACGGUGCUCGACGGAACCGCAGUCACGAACGCCUCAGCCGCGGUGCGGUCUCCCAAAACGAUAGCGCUACAGCCAGUUGAGACGGCGUGUAACCUGUGCGAGAACCCGGGGGUGGGAGUGGACUUUGGACAAGACCGCAGGCCCCCAAAGCGAGACGCAACCCAGCUGCCCUCCCCUAACGCGAACGACACACAAUCCCUACCCACCAAGAUCACGAGGCUGGCACUGGAGCGGGACGCAGACGAUGACAUUGACAGCGGCUACAGCGACGACGGGGACGUGAUAUCCCCUCCCCCUCUCCGUCUCGAAUCCCACGACCGACUCCAGCACCACCUCAACCUCUCCCAGACCGAACCGCUCGAACUGGAACCCUACAGCGAUGCCCUCCCGCUUCUAGCAGCAGCACCACCGCCAAACCCACCUCACCUCCUUUCGCUGCCCCCCGAACUCCGCGCCCAAAUCUACCGCUACCUCCCCGACACCCUCAUCUCCUCCCGACCCCUAAUCUACUGUCUUUCCACCUUCGCCGGCCGCAAGCAGCACCCCCUCGCCGCCGUCUGCCGCCAGAUCCGCCAGGAGUCGCUCGCGCUGUUCUACGGGUACAACACGUGGCUCAUCAAGCUGGAGUUCAAGAUCAUGUACGACGCCUUCCGGGCGUGGAUCCGGGAUCUGGGCGACAACGCAGGCGAGCUGCGGCUCUUGCAAAUCAGCGUGAGGGGCAGGAUGUUUCGGCCGGUUGUAGGGACGGCGGGAGGGGCGGGGAGCGGAAGCGGGACGGCGGUGUUCUCGACUGCGGCGAGCGCGGGGGUCGAGUAUCUCUGCGUGGAUGGGGAUGCGACGUUUCGGAUUGACUUGAGCGAGCGGUACGAGGGGGGCGAGGUGGAGGUGGUGCGGUGCGAUGGGAGUGCAGCGGCUGGGGAGAGGGCGAGGGCGCAUUUGCAGGGGUUGGUGGAACCGCUUUGGCGGAAGAGGAGGGAGGGGAGGUUGAGGGGGGCGGACUUUUUGGGCAUGGUGGAUUUAUUUUUGGGAUAUACUGGGUGGUGGUGCUGACGAGGGCCGGGCUGGGCUUCUGUACACUUGCUUGGCACCGCUUGAGGUCCCCUGGCCACCACCUCAGACGGAGUUAGAAUAUACUGCUACUUAAUGCUUCAACGGAGCAUUAACUCUCAUCUCCUUCUUCUGCAGACGGGGCCUCAUAUGUCACAGGUCGCUAAGCAGUCAUAUGCCUCUCCUCAGUCACAUUAUCCCUACAGCAUUAACAUAUAGGAAACCCAGCCCCCCUCCCCACCUUCUCCCUCCCCCCUUCUUCCACAAAUAGUACCUAGGCAGGUCGAUGGUGCCGUCUAAAGUGUCUUGAAAGGUCUCAAAACUACACCGC
Messenger RNA from Mytilinidion resinicola, 1539 nucleotides. RefSeq lists its product as uncharacterized. NCBI's taxonomy places the organism in Eukaryota, Fungi, Ascomycota, Dothideomycetes, Mytilinidiales, Mytilinidiaceae. The transcript has 3 exons. The record is from RefSeq and is a predicted model, not a curated record. The coding region runs from base 117 to 1211 and encodes 364 amino acids.